UGUAUUUAACACAAAUGUUUUUAGCACAACCAACACACCCAGGGAUGGAAGGAAGGAGAUGACAUGGGAUGAAAUGAACAUAUUGGCCACUCAUCAUCCAGCAGAUAAAGACUAUGGCCACAUGAAGAUAGACGAACCUCUCACACCCUACAGCAAAUAUUCAGACCCCGAAGAUGAGGAUGGGGAGACACAACAAAGACGCAGCAGCAUUAGCGAGAAAGAGAUUGAACUCAACGCAGAGACAAUAGCUUCAAGAUUAAAUGAAGAAGGCAUUAAUCCCACUGUGUUAAGCCAUCCUUCAAUUGACGAAGAAUCAUCUUCUGAUGAGGAGCUAGAAGAAACUCCAGAAAAGAAAGCUGUGAGGAAAGUUUUUGAACAAAAGAGGAAGCUGCACUACAAUGAAUUCCAGGCUGUUAAAUUAGCCAAGCAGUUGAUGAAAGAUGAUGAUGAUGACGACGACGAGGAUGAGGAUGAUAGUGCUAACAAAUUAGAUAAUAAUGUGACGGACUCAAGUCAGCAGCCAAAUAUGGAUUCAGCAUUAACGGAGCAGAGUGAACAAACGGAAGGAAAAUGAUGUAUAGAGUACUGUUGUUAGACUUUGUACCUAGAUAGCAACAUAUCCCCUGUUGUGUUAGUUUAUACAAUAACAAUUAGCAUGGUGUUUUGUAAUGUUGGGUAUGUGUAAGCUUGUUAUGGUGUGUUAAUAUAUACCGAUGUUUAGUCUCCAUGUCUCCCCGACUGUUCAAACCAUUGUUUUCUAAUCCCAAAAGGAUAACGAAUUGCAAAUAUUUGUCCUGGCAAUCAAAACAAAGCAACUUUGAUGCAUAUCUAGUGUUUGACUUCCUUCCCCUGGAUUUUGUCUAUUGCGCGACAGAAAGGGCACAUUUCAAAAGUCUAAAAUCACAGCACAUAUUGAUGUGGAUUUGGUAAAUCUACGAUGACAAAACCAAAAUCCUUGUACUAAGGCCAGACACCAUGUCAUGAUCAGUUUGAGUGUUUUUGUGAGUCUGGUUACAAGGUCUGAACACACUCUUUGUUGGUGAUAAAAUAUCAUAGAUUUAAUAUAUAUAUGUGUAUAUAAACUAUGUUUUCGUGUGUGUGUCAUAUGGGUAAAUAUAUGUUUUGUAUGGUAAUGGGUACAUAUAUGUAUACUUCCCAACUAAUCCAAUAUUAUUGCCAACUGUAUACUGAGGGGAUUUUCUUAAGUCCAACCCUCUUGGCUGUAAAUGCUCCCAAAGCAAGUUCUCAGUCAUGUUCAACCUCAAUUUCAUUUAUUUUUUUGCGGAAAAAUACUGCAUUUUAACUAAAUUUUGAGACCGGAAAAUUCAUUUCACUAUUUGAUCCACAGCCCUUAAACGUAAAGAUGUAGACUUUUUUAUUUGUUUUGUAUAUCGGUACAUCUGUAAGUUAAUAAUCAGUGGUAAUUAUUCAUGUACUUUGUUGCAACUACAUUUUAUAUUUUUUCGAAAGGACUUGUUUAAUAAUGUUGGUAUAUUGACUUUCAUAAAAAAUAUUUUUUAUUGAAGAAGAAGUAUAUGCAAAACUUUUAAUAUAGAUAUUUAUCGAUGUGCGUACUUGUCUAACACAACUUCUGUACCCAUUUUAUAUCGAUAGAUUCCACAAAACCUGCCC
Messenger RNA from Mizuhopecten yessoensis (Yesso scallop), 1632 nucleotides. RefSeq names its product protein phosphatase inhibitor 2-like. Gene Ontology annotation, molecular function: protein phosphatase inhibitor activity. Lineage: Eukaryota; Metazoa; Mollusca; Bivalvia; Pectinida; Pectinidae. The record is from RefSeq and is a predicted model, not a curated record. Gene Ontology annotation, biological process: regulation of signal transduction. The transcript has 3 exons. Bases 59 to 574 code for a protein of 171 amino acids.